Trypanosoma grayi is the source of this 1746-nucleotide messenger RNA. RefSeq lists its product as hypothetical. The coding region runs from base 1 to 1746 and encodes 581 amino acids. The record is from RefSeq and is a predicted model, not a curated record. The transcript has a single exon. Lineage: Eukaryota; Euglenozoa; Kinetoplastea; Trypanosomatida; Trypanosomatidae.
AUGGCUCGACCAAAGGACGACAGGGACGCGCGUCGGGAGGAGGAAGAGGAGGAGGAGGAAGAAGAGGAGGAGGAGGAGGAGGAAGAAGAGGAAGAAGAAGAGGAGGAAUGGACAGAGUUGAAUGAACUUGAGGAAAUUGAAGAUGGCCCCAGCACGUACUACGUGGGUGCGUUCAGUACCUUGCAGAGGCUCCAAGACGCCUUGGACGUCGUGAAGUACCGCGAGGACGUGGUGCUCGUCUACCCCGGCGCGUACACGGAGGCGCAGGUGAAGGUGGACGAGACGCGACUCGAUGGCCUGCGUGUGAUGAGCGUGCCGAUGGCGAUGGGGCCGAAGGGCGGGUACCGCAAGAAGGUACGAAUCCCUAAAGACCAACGCCGCAUGGGCCCCUGGUUUGCCCCAUUCGGUAGCGAUGCGCCCAACACCGAAGCCGUUACUCCCACCGCAUCCGACCCGUUGCGAUUCCCCGUGUUUGAGGGGAGGCUGGUGCUGCUCAACAGUGGGCCCUUCGCCCAUCGCGAUGGCGACGGUGGGGCGGUGCCGAAAGUGGCGCCCAUCAGACACUACGAUCCUCGCGAAGACGCCAGAGACGAGGAGGAAGACGAGGAGCCUGAAAAGGAGCCGGAAGCCGAGGAAGAAGAAGAAGAUGCUCAGCAGCAGAAAAUUAAUAUCACUCGUCUAGAGAUGCAGGGUUUGUGUUUUCUUGGAGGAGCCUCUUUUGAGCCUCUCACUCGAGCCACAGUGCGUCACUGCGUGUUUGGGGAUCGGGUGGUUGAGCAGCAGACCGAAAAGUCAAAUGGGGCGGUGGAGACUACUCCCUCGCCCUCACCAUCAUCAUCAUCAGCACCGCCCUCAUCCUCAUCGCUCGUGACGACCGUGAUGGGAUGCCCCCUAACGGAGGUACAGAUGGAGUUCUGCGUCAUCUAUGGACGCCAGCAGCACGCUUUAUACGCUCUUCCACGAUGUGCGUUGCGCGUGCUAAACUCCAUUAUUCUCGGCCCGCAGCUGGGCCUUGCAGCUCAGGUCGAGCAGGUUCAAGUUCGUGCGGCUCGCCAUGCGCAGCAGAGUCCCAUUCUCCGACUCGCACAUCGCUGGAAACACAUCUUGGAUCAGGCGCAGAUACCGACGACGACGACGUGCGAAGUGGGUGUAUACCUGGAUGACGCAGAUGUAACGCUGCAAGACUGUUUCGUGGCGCACACCAGCAUUGGCAUUUUGCUAUUGGGCGGUUGCGCCGGCACUCUGGUGAGUGCGGUUCGCACAGAGAGCCACAGCACCGUUGGCAUCCUCCUCUCUGGUGAGAGUGGGGCGGCAAAGAUCAAAUGUUGUAUGGUGCGAUGGUGUGGUCGGGAGUGUCUGCUUGUCAAGGGCCCGGUGCCCCCAGAGCUGCCGAACCCCGUGCCUGCAGAGAAUGAUGCUGGGAGCCUUGCUGCUGCGUAUACCGAGAAUGCCAAUGAUGACGACGAAGAAGAAGAUGAGGAGAGUGCGGUGAACGCCGUGCCGCGUCUAGCCAUACCAGCGCAGCACCCCAUCCUGCGCAGCAACGCCUUCGAGGGUAAAGUGCGUCUGGAAGAAGACGUCAGGUGUGGGGCGAUGUGCGACAACGUGAUCUACGUCCCGAAGGAGGAGGCCGCGGUGGAUGAUGUGCCGCCGCUGGUGGGCCCAGCAGCGGAGAAGCGGUUCGCGCUGAAGGGGUUUCACAUCCACGUGCGGGGCAGCACACCGCGCGAGAACGACGAUGACUAG